Suricata suricatta (meerkat) is the source of this 6219-nucleotide messenger RNA. It is a transcript of the gene CTNND1, whose product is annotated as catenin delta 1. The record is from RefSeq and is a predicted model, not a curated record. Gene Ontology annotation, biological process: cell-cell adhesion; cell-cell junction assembly. Bases 524 to 3340 code for a protein of 938 amino acids. The transcript has 20 exons. Gene Ontology annotation, cellular component: cytoplasm; nucleus; plasma membrane. NCBI's taxonomy places the organism in Eukaryota, Metazoa, Chordata, Mammalia, Carnivora, Herpestidae. Gene Ontology annotation, molecular function: cadherin binding.
GCCAGAUCAGUUUGUCACCACCCAGGCUCCCUAGCCUUUGGCUGGGUGCAACUUCCAUUUUAGGUGUUGGAUCUGAGAGAAAAAAAAAAAAAAAAAAAAAAGGAGAGAGAGAGAGAGAGAGAGAGAGAGAGAGAGAGAGAGAGAGAGAGAGAGAGAGAGAGAAAGAAGAGCAGGAAAGAUCCUGAUCCUGAGAGGAGGAAGAAGUGGCGAAAAACCAACUACCCUGCUGGAUUUGUCUUUCUCAGCACAUAGACGGAGCCUUGGGUUUCUUUCUGGAAGGACUGGUUUUUAGAAGUCCGCAUCUGAGCUCUCUCCUUCCUGCUUCCUCCUUGCUGUGGUGGCUGGGAUGCUUCUCCCAUGAUUUUUUGAAUCUAGACUGGGCUGUUCUCUGUGUUAAGCCAAUCAAUUACGACCUUCUCUUAACAGUGUGAAGUGAGGGGGCCCUUCUCCCUCCUUGCUCCUCCCUCUGUGGUCCACACCUUCCUUUUUACCCUGCCCUGCGGCGGCUCCGCCCCUUACCUUCAUGGACGACUCAGAGGUGGAGUCGACCGCCAGCAUCUUGGCCUCUGUGAAGGAGCAAGAGGCCCAGUUUGAGAAGCUGACCCGGGCGCUGGAGGAGGAACGGCGCCACGUCUCGGCGCAGCUGGAACGCGUCCGGGUCUCACCACAAGAUGCCAACCCCCUCAUGGCCAACGGCACCCUCACCCGCCGGCAUCAGAACGGCCGGUUUGUGGGCGAUGCUGACCUUGAGCGACAGAAAUUUUCGGAUCUGAAACUCAACGGACCCCAGGAUCACAGUCACCUUGUGUAUAGUACCAUUCCCAGGAUGCAGGAGCCAGGGCAGAUUGUGGAAACCUACACGGAGGAGGACCCGGAGGGAGCCAUGUCUGUUGUCUCCGUGGAGACCUCUGAUGAUGGAACUACUCGGCGCACAGAGACCACAGUCAAGAAAGUGGUGAAGACUGUGACAACACGGACAGUACAGCCAGUCCCUGUGGGACCAGAUGGGCUGCCUGUGGAUGCCUCGUCAGUUUCUAACAACUAUAUCCAGACUCUGGGUCGUGACUUCCGCAAGAAUGGCAAUGGGGGACCUGGUCCCUACGUGGGGCAGGCAGGCACUGCUACUCUUCCCAGGAACUUCCACUACCCUCCUGAUGGAUAUAGCCGCCACUAUGAAGAUGGUUAUCCAAGUAGUAGUGACAACUAUGGCAGUCUGUCCCGGGUGACCCGCAUCGAGGAGCGGUAUCGGCCCAGCAUGGAGGGCUAUCGGGCUCCUAGUAGACAGGAUGUCUACGGGCCCCAGCCCCAGGUUCGGGUAGGUGGGAGCAGUGUGGAUCUGCAUCGUUUUCAUCCGGAGCCGUACGGGCUAGAGGACGACCAGCGUAGCAUGGGCUAUGAUGACCUGGAUUACGGCAUGAUGUCCGAUUACGGCACUGCACGUCGGACGGGGACGCCCUCUGACCCUCGCCGAAGACUCAGGAGCUAUGAAGACAUGAUUGGUGAGGAGGUGCCGUCAGACCAGUACUAUUGGGCUCCUCUGGCCCAGCAUGAACGGGGAAGUUUAGCAAGCUUGGAUAGCCUGCGCAAGGGAGGGCCUCCGCCCCCCAACUGGAGACAGCCAGAGCUGCCGGAGGUGAUAGCCAUGUUAGGGUUCCGCCUGGAUGCCGUCAAGUCUAACGCGGCUGCGUACCUGCAGCAUUUGUGCUAUCGCAACGACAAGGUGAAGACCGAUGUUCGGAAGCUCAAGGGGAUCCCAGUACUGGUGGGAUUGUUAGACCACCCCAAAAAGGAAGUGCAUCUUGGAGCCUGUGGAGCUCUCAAGAAUAUCUCUUUUGGACGUGACCAGGAUAACAAGAUUGCCAUAAAAAACUGUGAUGGUGUCCCUGCCCUUGUGCGCUUACUCCGAAAGGCUCGUGAUAUGGACCUCACUGAAGUCAUUACUGGAACCCUGUGGAAUCUCUCAUCCCAUGACUCAAUCAAAAUGGAGAUUGUGGACCAUGCGCUGCACGCCUUGACGGAUGAGGUGAUCAUCCCCCAUUCUGGUUGGGAGCGGGAACCUAACGAAGAUUGCAAGCCGCGCCACAUUGAGUGGGAGUCGGUGCUCACCAACACGGCUGGCUGUCUUAGGAACGUCAGCUCAGAGAGGAGUGAGGCUCGCCGGAAGCUUCGGGAAUGUGAUGGUUUAGUGGAUGCCCUGAUCUUCAUCGUGCAGGCUGAGAUUGGGCAGAAGGAUUCAGACAGCAAGCUUGUGGAGAACUGCGUUUGCCUUCUCCGGAAUUUGUCGUACCAAGUUCACCGGGAGAUCCCACAAGCAGAGCGUUACCAAGAGGCACCUCCCAACGUUGCCAACAAUGCUGGGCCACAUGCUGCCAGUUGCUUUGGGGCCAAGAAGGGCAAAGAUGAGUGGUUCUCCAGAGGGAAAAAACCCACAGAGGAUCCAGCAAACGAUACAGUGGAUUUCCCUAAAAGAACUAGUCCUGCUCGGGGCUAUGAGCUUUUGUUUCAGCCAGAGGUGGUUCGGAUAUACAUCUCACUCCUCAAGGAGAGCAAGACUCCUGCCAUCUUGGAAGCCUCUGCGGGAGCUAUCCAGAACUUGUGUGCUGGGCGUUGGACGUACGGUCGAUACAUCCGCUCUGCUCUGCGUCAAGAGAAGGCUCUUUCUGCCAUUGCCGACCUCCUGACCAAUGAACACGAGCGCGUGGUGAAAGCUGCGUCCGGAGCACUGAGGAAUCUGGCUGUAGAUGCUCGCAACAAGGAACUGAUCGGUAAACAUGCUAUUCCGAACUUGGUAAAGAACUUGCCAGGAGGGCAGCAGAGCUCUAUCCAGAAUUUCUCUGAGGACACCGUGGUCUCUCUUUUGAACACCAUCAACGAGGUUAUUGCUGAGAACUUGGAGGCUGCCAAAAAGCUCCGAGAGACACAGGGUAUUGAGAAGCUGGUGUUGAUCAACAAAUCAGGGAACCGUUCAGAAAAAGAAGUCCGAGCAGCAGCACUUGUAUUACAGACAAUCUGGGGAUAUAAGGAGCUGCGGAAGCCACUGGAAAAAGAAGGUUGGAAGAAAUCAGACUUUCAGGUGAAUCUGAACAAUGCGUCUCGAAGCCAGAGCAGUCAUUCAUAUGACGACAGCACUCUCCCUCUCAUUGACCGGAACCAGAAAUCAGAUAAGAAACCUGAUCGGGAAGAAAUUCAGAUGAGCAGUAUGGGAUCAAACACAAAAUCAUUAGACAACAACUAUUCCACACUGAACGAGAGAGGGGACCACAACAGAACACUGGAUCGAUCCGGGGAUCUAGGUGAAAUGGAGCCAUUGAAGGGAACACCCCUGAUGCAGAAGAUUUAGCACCACUAUCUCCGUGACAGCUGGGCUUAUAAUAUAUGUACUUUUAUUUUUUGGUGGUGAAAUGGACUGAUGAUUUUUCCCUUUCUUCGCUGGACUGUUGUGCCAACUGCCAGGCUGCCUCCUGCCCUUAUAGCCCUAAGUGGCCACCUUUCUACCAACUCCUAACUCCUUCCAGUGAAGCUUAAUUGUCCCUCCUCCCCACUCCAGAUCCCCUCCAGUUGCUCCCAAGAAGCCUGACUCAGUUAUAUGCAUAUCUUGAGAAACUGCUGCAAAUUAGCUCUUUUUGCCAGUUCUCCCUGGAACUCUGGGCCUUGCAGGAGCCCUCUCUGAAGGCCAUGGGAAGAAUUGGAAGUUACAUGCUGUCUAUGCAGUGUCCAGCACUCUGAUAAACUGAUGAUUCUUGAUCAAGAUUUUUUCUUGGUGGGGAAGGGACUUUUAUUUUUUUGGAGAAUCGGAAGUGUGAACUCUUCUUCCUGUAUUCCUGAUGACUAUUUUUGAAUCUAAGAAGGCUGGCAAUAUUGGCACAUUCCACCUGGCAAGGGCCCUUGAGUGAGUGAAGGUCUCGUAGAACCUUGCUCUCAUCUCCAAGGCAGGGACCAUUAUGGACCUAUAGACUCCAUCUCUUCUCCAAGCCUCAUGCCAACCCUCGGCUGCUGCCACUGCCCUUUACUAAGGCUGUCCUUAACCUUCCUCUCCCACCCUGUGAUAAUGUCUGCUGACUUGGCCUGGCCAUUUGCAAGAGGCUGUAGAAAGAGGAGAAUGUGUCAAGGAAGACUUUUUGGGUGAGAAGGAGCAGAAAGAUGUCUUCUGGGGAGAACCUCUAGCUGGGGCUAGUAGGAAUGUACAUGAAUCAGUUAGUCUGAAACUGGCAGGAAGCUUUGAAGCUGGCUUCCCCCUGCCCUUCUUUCUCCGCUUCCUAACCUUCUAGCCCCGUCCCCCCCUGCCUUUCUCCUGGAUCGGUUGGCUGAUAAAAGGACUUGAUGUACAUACUCCUGCCCUUUUUACCCUUAAAAGGUGGGGGAUCGCCCCUGGAUUUGCCUCUUCUUUGUGCCUUUGGCCUGGGGUGCAUCUCCUCCUUCCCUUCCAUGUGCCUUUCUUUGCCUCUGCGGUCUCAUUUUUCAUGAUUUUGCAAAUUAUAUUUCGUUGCUUUCUUACCCACUAUUGGCCCUAACUAGCAGAAAGGAGGGAUGACCUCGAGAACCUCAGAUUCUCCAUUGGGAAUUGGUAGAGCCUCUGAUUUCAGCCACUCAGCUUCGCUUCAUAGUGUAUGGUUGGGAUUUUGCAAAAAUCCAGUUCUGAUGAAUCUCAAAACGUGGGAGGAGUGAGUGGUGUGACUCUUACUCCUUAGUUACCCGGAGUUCACUGUCAUCUCCCAAGGGGCUGAGGGAAGUCGCAUCUGUGCUCUCCCCACCCCACCCCUAGAAUCUCCUCCUUUCUGUUUAGUGUUUAUUAGUGGGUUGGGCUAGAGGAAUCAGCUGCUAUGCUGGUGGAUUUUUUUUUAAUCCUUUUCCUUAUUUGUCUUUUACUCCUCCCCUUAAUCUAAAAGCUCUAUUCAAUGCAACUGGAAAUCUUUAUCCUUCUCUCUCCCCCUUCCCUUAUAUAUUGAGGCUAUGGGGUAGGAGACAAGUGCACAACCCACCACCCCCCUUUCCUUUCCCCUAUGCAUUAAAAUCCCUGUUCACCCUGCCUCCCCCAUUUCUUCCCACUCCUUUUCUGGCAAAAAGGAGCCUCUUCCUCUCUAUGACCCUAAGAACAUACUGCACAGGGGAAACCGCCCCUGUCUGGACCUGGCUCCACUCUUGGUUUCUCUUGUCCUCUCUGCUCUUUUCCUGGUGCUCUUUUUCUCGGUGGGGUGUGGGUAAUAGAACCGCCAUGGGCUUUUGGGGACCUUUAACUAUUUUUUUUUCCUUUUUGUUUAUAAAAAACACUAAACAUUCAAUUCCAGAGAACCAAAAAUCCCAUCUCCCCACCGAGCACUACUAAGGGGCGUGUCUUCUGCUCCAUACCUUUUCUGUUUUCCUUUCUCUCUUGUUAAUGCUUUUAAAAACAAAUGAGUUUUUUAUAUAAAUAAAGUUUUUAAAGUGUGUAUGUGGGGGGUCUGUGUCAUUUCUUCACUUUAAGCUGUAUCUCUUCCCUCCUUUUCAACUUGGUUAUUUCCUUUUAUGUAUCAGUGUCCUUCUCUCCAGAGCAGCCAGAAGCAGGUUGACUAGGAUGGAAUUAUUUUGAGCUCACUCCCAACUCUUACCAAGCAACAUUCUUUGUAAUUACAUAUGAAACAUUUUAUCUUCUCAAGAUUCUUAAAAAUUAAAUGUAGGGCAUGGGAAGUUUAUUGCUAAGUUAGAGAUAGGAAACUGAAGGGUAAGGAAUGAAUGACUUUCUUAGUCACUGGAAUUCUUUUGCACCAUUUGACAUAACUAACAUUGAACAAAAGCCCAUUGCAACACAUGGCCCUCUUGAACGUUUAACAUUCAUGGGUAGAAGAUGAGAAGCUAACAACUCUAAUUGCCUUCCUCCAAUAUGCCCUUAUAUUUCAUAAAUAUGAAAAUGUAGAUUUAAAAGGCUCAUCUAUAUAAGUACUGAAUGCUGGGCCAGAAUGUUGCUUUUCGGGCUAUCGGUAAUCCUUUAGUAAGAAGACAAGGGACAGACCUAUGGCUGCUUUUGUGUCCUACCAAAUAAUAUGUGGGUGAGUUGCAAACACUUGUUGGGUUGGCAGGGAUUGUCUUUACUGCAGAGGCCAAGGAUUAAGACCUAUGGAAAGAGACAUUUUUCUGGGGCCCUUAUUUCCUGUUAUAUAAUUAAAAAAAUAAAAACACUUGGGAAUUUAUGUAAAAUGCUUUGCUGUAUGCCCAAUCUUUAGAUUAAAAAUCUAUAGCUUCUGA